GCAACACCGUGUCUUUAUCUGUCGAUCUCUCGCAUUUCUCAAACCAUUAAAGCAAUUAAAAGCAAGUUUGUAAAAUCUUCAUACACAGCGGCACAGGAACCAAAAGGGACACGUUAUUUUCAUUAUAUAUAUAUUCGUUAGUAAAUGCAAGCUAUGUCCGUGUGUGACUGCGGUCUGUUCUGUAAUUUUCCCAAGUGUCGGGCCAAGUUAAGCGGUUUUGCCUGGGUGACGGCCUGCUCUCAUAUCUUCUGUGAUCGUCAUGGAUCGGGAGAGUUCAGUCGCACCCCAGCUAUCUGCCCUGCCUGUUCCUCUGCACUGUCCGGUAAACUUGACAUAGUGCGUACUGAGCUCUCUCCAUCAGAACAGUACAAAGCUAUGGUUCUAGUAGGACUGAGACCUGAUACAGUGCUGGAUAUCAGCCACAGAGCACUGGCCUUCUGGACAUACCAGAUAAACCAAGAAAGGCUGCUAAUGGAGUUCAGUUUGUCUCGGGCAGAAGUACAAGUCAGUCAGAUGGAGAAGGUGAUGGCUCAGCAGAUCCAAACUAAAGAGUUUGAAUUGAAUGCCAUGAGAGAGGAGAUUGCAUCACUGAAUAAGAGGUUGGAGGAUUAUAAGCGGAAGUAUAGUGAAGUUUCAGAGCUUCUGAUUAAGAAAAACAGACAGUAUCAGAAACUGCAGGGAUUGUUUGAGGCGCUGAGGCUACGUACUGUGGAGGCUGGUGACAAUGAUGUACUGCACCAUGCCACCCAUAUGUUUCCCCCUGGCCUGGUUAGACAACGCUCUCCCCAUGGCAGUCCACCUUUCUUGGCUUUGGGUCAAGAGGGGGACAAACUCUUCCAUUCUCUAGAACCAGAGAGUUUCAAGACCUUUUUCCAAUUUAGCUCUCCAAGAGAGAAAAGCCAUUCAUUUGUGAAGAAAAACUGACCACUGCAUUUUCUACAUGUAGAGUUUCUUCAUUAUAAGUUAUAUUUACUUGAUUUUGUCAAAGUUUAAGUAUUGAAUUUAUCUUGGUGUUCUUUGUAAAGUUGACCUUUAAAAUGAAUAAAGCUGUUUCCAAGGUG
Molecule: messenger RNA, 1061 nt
Organism: Trichomycterus rosablanca
Lineage: Eukaryota; Metazoa; Chordata; Actinopteri; Siluriformes; Trichomycteridae
Product: E3 ubiquitin-protein ligase CCNB1IP1
Exons: 5
Coding region: 145-924 (259 amino acids)
Biological process (GO): reciprocal meiotic recombination
Cellular component (GO): synaptonemal complex
Molecular function (GO): ubiquitin protein ligase activity
Source: RefSeq, a predicted model, not a curated record